CUCUCUAUGCACAGAGACCUCCUCUCCUCCCAUGUCUCCCACUCGUAAAACAACCCUCCUCCUCCUCUUCUCCCUCACCUCCCUCUCUCUCCUCCCCUCCGCCCUCCCAUCCCCCACCACCAUCGGGGUCACCUACUCCCCCCCCAACUCCACCGCUCCCGGCCCCCUGCCGCCGCUCGACCGCGUCGCCGCCGCCGUCUCCGCCCUCAAGAUCCCCUCGGUCCGCCUCCUUGACCCGACCCCGCGGCUCCUCCGGGCCUUCCUCUACUCCAACACCUCCCUCCUCCUCUCCGUCCCCAACGCCCUCGUCCCCUCCCUCGCUGCCAACCGCUCCGUCGCCCUCUCCUGGCUCUACCGCCACGUAGUCCCCUUCCACCCCCGCGCCCGGGUCUCCGCCAUCUCUGUCGGCAGCAACGUCCUCGACGCCCGCCCCAACUACGCCGGCCUCCUCGUCCCCGCCCUCCGCAACCUCCAGUCUGCCCUCCGCGACCUCGGCAUCCGCGACGUCAUCGUCUCCACCACCUUCUCCUUUGUCAAUGUGAUGACGACCACGUUCCCACCGUCCGCAGCCAGGUUCCAGGAGCCCUUCGCAGAGGCCGUGAUAAAGCCCCUGCUCGCUUUCCUUAGGGACACCAACUCUUCUUUCAUGGUGAACAUCUACCCGUACAAUCUCUACCGGCUCCGCUGCGAGAUCCCGCUAGGUUUCGCUCUUUUCCAGGAGCACCCCUUCAUGUACAGGGACGACUUGACGACAGGGGUCCGGUACCGAAAUCUCUUCGACAUGAUGGUCGAUGCAGUAAUUGCGGCGAUGGCAGUUGCAGGGCACGAGAACAUCCCGGUGAUUGUGGCUGAGACAGGGUGGCCGAACUCGAGUCCCGACGCAACAGAGAUCGACGCCAACGAGCUCUACUCUGAAAUGUACGUGAAGGGCCUGUUAGGCCACUUGAGGUCGGGGCAAGGGACGCCAUUGAGGAAGGAAGGUGUCGCAGAGGCUUACGUUUACGAGCUGGUUGAUGAGGAAGCAAACGGGACGACGAGCCAAGCUCACGCGAGAAACUGGGGGAUCUUGUAUGCGAAUUUCAGCGAGAAGUAUGAGGUUCAGUUCUCUUGCGCCGGCUAUUGUGGGUCGCCGGAGGAGUUGUUGAUUGGGUUCGUGGUGAUGCUGCUGAUUCUGGUCUGGUUGAUAUGGUAUGUGCCGAAUUCUCCAUGGUGAUUCCGUUUCGACGGGGUUUGAUCUCGUUCUGGCUCUUCUCUUCGAUUCAGUUGAUCAUUCACGUCCACAUUUUGGGUUUGAAUCUCUGAUCGUCUAGCACUUGCAGUAGCUGAUUCCAUUGUGUUUCUCUGUUCUUGUGAUAUGAUCUUGACUUUGAGGUGGUUCUUUCUUUCUUUCUGUUUUUUGUGGGGAUGGUCUAGUCCUUUUCCUUCUGUUGUUAGCUCAGAGUAACAAGUUCCUGCAAAUUUAAUGGAAUGCUAUGGCGCUGCUGCCGCUGUUACUGGUUUCUUGAAUGCGA
Rhodamnia argentea is the source of this 1511-nucleotide messenger RNA. RefSeq names its product glucan endo-1,3-beta-glucosidase 2. The transcript is spliced from 2 exons. The record is from RefSeq and is a predicted model, not a curated record. The coding region runs from base 32 to 1213 and encodes 393 amino acids. Gene Ontology annotation, biological process: carbohydrate metabolic process. Gene Ontology annotation, cellular component: plasma membrane. Gene Ontology annotation, molecular function: hydrolase activity, hydrolyzing O-glycosyl compounds. Lineage: Eukaryota; Viridiplantae; Streptophyta; Magnoliopsida; Myrtales; Myrtaceae.